This is a messenger RNA of Racocetra persica, 416 nucleotides long. Lineage: Eukaryota; Fungi; Glomeromycota; Glomeromycetes; Diversisporales; Gigasporaceae. The record is from the annotation of a GenBank genome assembly.
AUGACUCGAUAUAAAGACAUUCUUCCAGAUCUUUCUGAUGAGGUUUUCCCUAACUUAGAUCCUAGGCACGAUCUUUUACAAAAAAGAGUAUCUGCAUAUCCUUUUGAUUCAGAAAUUAUUAACGCUAAAGACGCGGCAUUAAUAGCGAGUUGGAUUGAUAACAAACAAGAAACGCCUUAUCGUUUUAAGGAUAUACCUUUUAAAUUCGAUCUUAUUUAUCGUGCAAGCCAAGAAAAUUUUAGUAUUAGUAAGUUUCAUGAGAAAUGCGAUAAUAAGGGACCAACUGUGGUUAUAAUUAAAGUCCUAAAUUCAGAGGAAAUAAUUGGCGGAUAUAAUCCGUUGGAUUGGCGUAGUAACGUAGAAUUAACAAACGAUAGAAAUAGAUUACUAUCUAAUGUUUAUAAUAAUGAUUAUGG